Molecule: messenger RNA, 1568 nt
Organism: Aspergillus fijiensis CBS 313.89
Lineage: Eukaryota; Fungi; Ascomycota; Eurotiomycetes; Eurotiales; Aspergillaceae
Product: SNG1 family protein
Exons: 2
Coding region: 282-1532 (416 amino acids)
Cellular component (GO): membrane
Source: RefSeq, a predicted model, not a curated record
AUCUAGCCGAACGCCUCCUUCUCCACACGUGUGCUCGGCUCCCCACAAGUGAGCCUCCCAGUGCUCCUGCAGGCCUUUUGUUGAGUCAGCGGGACUUUGAGUCCGGAUGAAGCAUGCAUUCUCUUAUAUUGAUAGGAGCGACCUUAUAAGCAGCCGCCGGCUGAAUAUCGCCGCGAGAUUCCUGCAUUUCCCCCUCCGGGCCAUUUCAAUAGCCGUUCACUUCUAUCGCAAAUAUCCCACACUCCCUUCGGUAAGCCUGGGCUGCUAAAACCACCGGCAAAAUGCAACCGCCUAAGCCCUUUAUCGGGGCGAUCGGGGGUUCCUUUGUCCUACUUCAGCUGCUGUUUCUGGCCAUGAUGUGCUACCUAUACGGAACGGCCUUUCAUGAUACAUCCCGAAUUCAACACAUGAAGGUCCUCUACGUCGACUACGACCGAGGUCUGGUUGGCGAGUCCGUUCUUGCCGCCUACUCGCAGCUCCAAGACCCCGGAUUCCCCAGCGUGCAUCAACACUCCCCGAGCGAGUUUCCCUCCACAGGCGAUGUUCGGCGAGCUGUCUGCCACGGUCACUACUGGGGCGCAAUCUACGCCAACUCGAAUGCCUCCACGCGACUUUCCAGGGCCCUCGCCUCUCACGAAGCAGCGGAGGCGUACGACAACACGGCCGCCCUGACGUACGUGUGGAACGGGGCACGAUACGCUGCCUACGCGCAAACCAUCUACGCCAGCCUCGAGGCCCUCGUCACAGCCACCAGCGGCGCGUACGGACAACUCAACGGCACAACAGCGAUGGCCCACGUCAACGUCUCCGACCCAUCCAUCGCGCAGACCCUGCUCGCCCCGAUCGCAGCUUCAGCGAUCGAUAUCAAGCCCACCAACCAGGGACCGCGCUUCUUCUACAACACCGUCAGCAUGGUGAUGCCGAUCCUGAUGCAGUUCUUCUUCAUCAUGGCGGUGAACGGCAUCUCCGCCGAGUUCGCCGCCUUCACCUCCACCUUGUCCGUGACCCGGCACACCCUGUUCCGGAUGUGCCUCUCCCUGUGCUACACCUUUCUCGGCGCCCUCGCCAUGGCCGGCUACAUUUGGGCCUUCCGCGAGGACUGGAGCACGAGCGACGGCAACGCCUUCGGCCGCACCUGGAUGGCCCUCUGGCUCGUCAUGCACGUGAACUACCUGUGGCUGGACGCGACCACCGUCGUCGUGCCCCCCAAAUUCAUGUCCUUCGUCAUGCUCACCUGGAUCAUCCUGAACGUCUCCAGCACCAUCGGCCCCUUCGAUCUGUCGCCCGGCUUCUAUAGGUGGGGCAACGCCCUCCCUGCCUACGAGCUGUACCAGGUUCUGCUGUAUAUCUGGACGGACGGCUGCAAUCGGCCCGCGCUGCAUCAGUCGUUGCCGAUUCUGUUCUCGUGGUGGGUCGUCGGGCUGGCCGUGUUUGUGGUCGGGAUGCGGGCUAGGGUGCGCGCGUUGCGGGGGAUGCCUGGAGGGCCGGAAGGACGUGAGGAGCGGGAAGGUGAGGGGGCGGUGAAGAUGUAAUCUCCCUUCUGUGCUAUUCAGUUUGCCGCGAACAAG